GCCGCGGAGGCACCACGCAAUGCCUUAGCGUAUUAUGUUCCUCCCGGACCUACCGCGAGCCUGUAUGGUUGACGACGUAGCUACCUACCUCCAGGCGCCCUCCUCGGGACAGGACGAGUUCCAUCCGUUCAUAGAGGCCCUGAUGCCCUUCGUAAAGUCCUUUUCGUACACAUGGUUCAAUCUGCAAGCGGCCAAGCGGAAAUAUUAUAAGAAACACGAGAAACGGAUGAGCCUUGAAGAGGAGCGGCAUACGAAGUAUGAGUUACAGAAUGAAAAGGCAGAAGUAAAACAAAAAUGGGCAUCACGGCUGCUAGGAAAACUGAGAAAGGACAUCACACAGGACUGCCGGGAGGACUUCGUUCUAAGCAUUACGGGGAAAAGGCCGGCUGUGUGUGUGCUGUCCAACCCAGAUCAGAAGGGCAAGAUGAGAAGGAUAGACUGCUUGAGGCAGGCUGAUAAGGUGUGGCGCCUAGACCUAGUAAUGGUAAUCCUAUUCAAAGCGAUACCCCUGGAGAGCACGGACGGUGAGCGCCUGGAGAAGCACCCAGAAUGCGCGCAGCCGGGUCUCUGCGUGAACCCGUACCACAUCAACGUGUCGGUCCGGGAGCUGGACCUGUACCUGGCCAACUUCAUCAACAGUUAUGGUAAUGGGGGCGACGGUCUGCCAGAUAUCCUAAGUGGGUCUCUCUCGCCCAACCCGCGAGAGAAAGAGAACGAACACGACGCGAAGAGCAAAGGCUAUAGCCACAAUCCGUACAACGGAGUAAUUUGCAACGAUAUUAUUCUAGCGACCGGCGUCUUCUCGUCCAAGGAACUAUGGAAGCUGUCCAAAGCGUCAAUCCUCCAAGAAACGGGUUCAGAGUCACCCAGCGGCUCGGGCGGUAUAAAACUGGAGUCUGGGUACUACUGCGGUUACAAUAGCCCGGCACCACCCGCCUUCGAACCACCAGCUGAAAGAGCUACGCCAUCUAUGCUUGUAGGACAGUGCUUCAGUAUCCCUCCCAGUUCAGCGGGUCUCAGCCAAGCUCCGCUGGUGUCGUCCAACACCAUAUUCUACCAGCACCCACCGCCGCCCACCGACACACAUCCAACUGCGUCAGACGCAUUGAGCAGCCACCACUCCAGCGCCAAAUAUGACGGGACGCCACAGGACUCACUCGGAGACUUCGUGACCUUCGUCUGCCAAGAGCCUACAGAUGUCCAGCAACUCCAGGUUCACGGGCUCUCCCGAAGUCCAAAGCCAGCGUACUUCAGCAGCUCAAUGCUGCCUCCAGCUCCGCUGCCACCCAUGGCGCGGCCAGUAGCCAUCAUACGGUCUACAGGUAAUUAUACAGCCCGUGAAGACUACAUGGCGCUAUCGUCCCUCCCAGCAAGCGAACUCAGUUCACCCCCGUCUCCAGAACGUUCCCCACCAACUUCUCCCCGCCGGCGCUCCCCACACUACCGCGCCGACUGCCCGCCGAUAUCCCACUACAACCACUUCUCACAGCCACAGCAGGUAUUCAGCUACGGCCCUCUAAGCAGUGUUGGUCUCGGCGGCGGCGCCGUUUGUACCGGCGGCGGCGCGGUCUCCCCUCCCGGCGGGCUGGGGCUGUACGCACCGCGGGCGCCACCUAGGGCAGCUGUCAGAUGGAACGCACCAUUCCCAACACUGGAGGAAGAAUUCAACAUUAUGACUGCGCCUGCAGGACCAGACCACGUCGUUUUAUUAGACGAUGAACGCUUCUUCCAAUCCAACGUGAUAACCUCCGAAGCGACAGCGAUGGAUACGGCGGCCGUGGCCGUCGACUCCGAAGACAUCGCGCCGGACAAAGCGCCGGACUUGCGCUCGCCGUGAUCCGCCGCGUCGGCGGCGCACGGCUCCGAGUCGGCGCCGCACGGCUCCGCGCACGGCUCCGUGUCGGCGCUGGAGAGUUCCGCGCACGGCUCCGCGCCGGCGUGCGAGCGCGCCGACAUGGACGCGCACACCGUGCUACGCUGGACGCCCGCGCCGCCGCCGCAUUGGCGACCUGUGCUGCAUAGAGCUAAUUGACAGACAUGAAAUAGUACACAGUUAUAAAACUACUACUUAUUCAUUUAUCAGAACAGUUAAUGAAGAAAUAAUCAGGCUAAUUUGGACGGUAACAUCAGAAUGGUAUUUGAAUCAUGUUGUUUAGCAACCGACCGUCUCUCCCGCGUCGAUACAUGCCAGCUGCCGUAGCCGAAUGGAAUUUCUGCGACGCGAAACAAAAACGAAACGCGGCGAAAGGUAAUCUGGCUUUGUCGCGCUAAAACGCACGAGCGAUAGAGAUAGAUAUUGCUAGCGUUUCGUUUUGUGAGCGUUUCGUGAGCGUUUGUAUCAUUCGGCUACCGACCCUGAUGUAAGAUAAGAGUAUGACGCUAAUAAAUGAUUAUUGAAUGAUAUACAUAAGAUAUCAUUCUGAUAUAAAUGUUCGUUCGAAUUAGUCUGUUACUAUAAUAGGUUUCAAGUUCUAAUAAAAUUGGUGAUUGAUUUUUGUCAUAACUAUCAUUAAAAAGUGCUUUUGGCAGACUCCGAUGCUUGGGCACCAUGGUAACAGAUAUUUACCACAUUUUGUACUUAAAUCAAAAUCCAAAUUUUAAUGGUAAUUAGGAUAAAGAUACAAAACAUGAUGACUUUUCAAUAGUUAAAGGGCAAUGACAAUUUUAGCACAAACACCAAACCAAAGUGAUUAAAAAGGAAAUGAAAUAAUCAACGAAUAAAAUAAUUCCAAAUAAUAACCACUAAAAUUUUACAACAAACGGUCGCGUUAUGAACAUCCAACAAAAAAUGUUUACAAAAUGGCCAUCGACCUCAAACUCAGCACAUUUUUCUACCAUCUAGGUACAGUCAACUGUGUAAAAAUAAAAUCGGUCGUGUUGUUCCGAUUUUCAUCAUAAUGUGCUGUUAAGUAUGUGAAACUAAAAGCAAUAAUAACUCAGGGCAAAGACGUUUAGUGUAAAUAUUUAUAUUAAUGGUUGUAGUUGAAAUUUAGAUUUUAAUUUACGGCGUCGCCUGUCUGUAUUAAAGCUAGUCCUACUAAUAAAAAUUAAAUUAAUUUGCCUUUAGGUUAAUCUACGUGUAAGUAGUGAAUAUCGGUACGCAAUGACUUUGUAAUGGCGUCUUUUGGGAAUUGAGAAUAGUGCCAUCUAACGGACGUUGCCCGCAACUGAUAGAGACAGGCGGCGCUCUAUUCAUUAUACUCAUUAAGGCAAACAAAAUACAAUACUCCAACGAUGUAAAAAUAGCUACGAAAGAACAUUAUAUAUUCUAAUAUUUUUAUAGAAUACGAAAACGAGUAUGAUAUGAUCAAGCCUUCCAGUAAUUUAGUGAAAUAAAAGUUAAAUGCAGCUUAUAAUUCGUUUGCUAAGCUGUGAAACAGUAAGGACAAGCUAUACUCUAAUUUGCUUAAAUAUUUAAAUAAAAAAUUAUAGAUAUUUUUAUUUAAAUACUUGGGCAAUAGUAUAAAUAUGAAAUCAAAUGCUUCCAAGUAAAAACACGUUUAUUAUUGACAAAAGUGUGAUAUUAUAAUUUGUUUUUUGUUUCGUUGUUGUGUGUUUUGUAUUGAAGGUUAGCGUAAGUGUGUAGUUUACGAAUUUGUUUUAAUUUAUUGAACGAAUAUUUAUGAAAGACGAGCCUUGCUUAAGAUUAGUUUAGUGAUUAGUAGCAAAGACUAGCGUCGGGUUGUUGUUUCGAUUCGAAAAAUAAGUUAUUGAAAUAAUAUUUAAGCAUUAGAAUAAAAUGUUAACAUUGUUUAACUGCAACAGUUAGAAAUGCCAAGCAGAUUAUUGACUUACCUAUCAUAUACAAAGAAAAAGCGACCAUGCAGGCAAGCAUGGUCGCGUGAAAAACGAUAGUCAGGCUGUCCCUACCGCACUUACAAAUAGUGCGAAAGGGAUGGCCCGACGUUAUACCUAUCGUUUAGAUUGCCUGAUCCACUAGUGAUCUAGACGUGUUUGCCGGUUUUAAUGUUUAAUAAAAUAUUUAUAUUUCUUAACCUAGGGAGUUGUGUAACUACUUUUUUACUAAAAAAAGUACCCUAAGUAGGAAACUGGCUACUGAUGAAAAAUUUAAUAGGUACGUUAUUUUUACUUAAUAUUUUAUAACUUAAAUAUACAUUAAAUAUACAUAAUAAUAUAUGUCAAUUCAUACAUUUCGAGGAAUCUCAAACUGUUGGAGUUGCUAAAAGUUAAAAGCAAUAAAACAUCGAAUAAUUUCGAAUCGAAAUGACAAUAAGCAAUAAUUGUAGUUGGACAUUCGUCUGGACAUUUUAUAGGUGCCUUUCACGAAUAAAAACGUAUAAUAAUAUAACUUAAUUACGGUAACUUGUACAUUGUAGUGAUCUUUUAAAAUCCAUCCGCUCAUACCUGUAAUGUGGACAAUUCAUACCUAUUUAUCUUAAGACGAUCAUAUUUGGAUAUUCAAUAAACUUUACUACAGAUACUGUAAAUAAUUAAUGCACUUGCCCAUUUUUGUUACUAUCUACAUAAUUAAUUAUGGAUACCAUAGAAAGCUGAUCGGUAAUAUAGAUUCAAUAAAAAAAAUCUUCAAAAUUUACUUGCGAUUGGCGCAUUUUUGAAAUAUCCAAAUAUGAUAAAAAAUAUUUACCUAUAGCCUUAAUCCUAUAAUUAUAGAACCUAGUUUUUUUCUCACCCUGUUCAUUGUAUAAGUACUUAAGAAACCUUUUUUUAAAACGUUAAGUGCCAUUCCUCAUGGCCAUCGUUGACUUUUGGGGUUUAAUUGCGACCCCUCGAGAAAAGCUAGUCAUUAGAAAUACAAUGUAAAUUUAAUGGUUAAAAUUAAAAUUAUAUUUACAUACGCCCCUUACGCUUAUUAGUAAGGGGUAGAAACUAAAUUGUGGCCAAAUUACACUUAACGAAAUCCAAAUAUAUAUACAUUUUAUUAGUAUUAGGGAUACGUAAGUAUGUUUAAGAUUGUUUGCAUGUUUUUUCUUAGCGAUGACUGUUCAAAUGGGUUCUGGGAUUUUGGUGGUCAUAAAAUUCACAAGCUUCUAUUGGUAUAAUAUAAUAAAACUUUAAAGUUUUUGGGGAUAUGUGUUCUGUCAAUAAUUGAGAUACCUAUGUAUUUUUCACAUAACCGUUUACUAGUCAUAAAAUAAUGCCAAAUGUGUUUUGAGUACACUCACUUUGCAUGGUAAUAACCAUAGCAAAGUGAGAACUUGGGAGUCUAAGCUAAAAAUAUUUCGUUUGAAAAAAAUCCUGACUUGAAUGGUCAUCAACAGCUUUCUGGUAGCUAGAACAUAUAGCAUUUUUACUAAAUACGCACUGGAGACCACUUUUAGGCCCAUAUUUAACCUUUCAUAUGUAUUUCUUGAUCGUGACUUCAAGUGCUUCAACCGUCACUUAUGCUAUAUCAUCAGAAAAAAAUACAAAGAAAAUAUAUAGACAUUUUUUUUAUACUUCGUCGGUGGCAAACAAGCAUACGGUCCGCCUGAUGGAAAGCGGUCACCGUCACCUAUAGACGCCUGCACCUCAAGGUGUGUCACGUUCGCGUUGCCAACCCAGUAGAAACUUCAUUAGAGACAUCAGGUUAUUUUAUUGAAUUUGACUUGUUUAAUGAAACUGCAACAGGUCACUCUUUGACAUGUUUUUCCGUAAAUUUUUAACAACCAGAUAUUUUUCAAAAGUUUAUCAUAUGAUUGAUAUUGUGAGUAAAUCACGCGAGCACACUUCAAUACCACCUUAUGCAAAAAUACUUAAGAUAUUGACAAUACAAGGUAUGCUUUUCCUCCUGAUUUUUUUAGGAUUUUUGUACCGAUUAACGUAAAAAUAAUUACCUAGCUAAAACCAAGACUAAAUGCUGUAUGUUCUUAGCUCAACCUUUUUAUAUUAUUUUUGGAUGCAAUUAUGUAUACUUAUAUUCUGAUUUUAACUUUCUCUCGCCACCAUUUUAAGUACAUGCUUUGAAUUUAAAUAGUAAAACUAGCCUGAUAGGGAAACUUAGCAAUAUUGACAAGCAAUAGAUAAAGUAUAUUAUAAAAAAACAGCUUUAGGGAAGCUAGAUAUUGGUACUGAAGUAGAAACAUCCUAUAUUAUAACGGUUGCAAAACAUAUUUUUUCAAUAGAAACUGGCUAAAAAGCGUGUUCAUAAGAAUGAAGUACACUGUCAAUGUUUAUUGAUCAUAUGGAUUAGGCAACUGUAUUUUUGGUGUACAGGUACUUUUUUUCCUAUAUCCAGGAUGCUAGAAAGCUUUUAACUUGCUUUAGUGUUUAUGCAUUCUAAAAUAACAUAAUAAAUGAUACAUAACUAAAAUAUAUCGCUUGAGCGGAUAUAAAAAGGAAAAUCAAAAUAAAUAUGUUUGUACAUACAUAUACAUGUAAGGAAAAGUUAUAAAAAUAUGUUAAUAAUAUUGACAGUGUACUGCUAAAUAUAAUAUUGGAUUUGAUGUAGAUUUCGGUACAAUUAAAUAGCUGGAACACAAACAUAGUCAGCUGAUAGUUCAACUAGGCAGAAAGGCCAGAAUUAGUCAAUUGCUAGCUAUAGACAUUAUUAGACGAUAAAAACAGUUAUAAGGAAUAAAUAGUUACUUAAAUGUCAGGCUUGUCGAUUGCAAUUGGUCUCGUGGUCUGUAAGGAAUGACAUUGAAAAAGUAUGGCAAUAAUGAUUCUGUAUUUUAUCGGACAAAUUUUCUCCUAAUCACUCACAGUGAGCGUUCUUUGACGUAGUGGAAUAAAAAGGUUGCAUCGUAACAAAUAACUAAGUGAAAAUUUGUUCGGAAAAUGUCAGAAUAACAAAUAAAUUAAAAUGGUGACGAAUUUAAAAGCUCAUUGGUGCCGAAAAUUCUAGACUGUGAUUCAAUUGUUCAUGCUGAACGUGUCUUAUAUUGAAAUAGUUGUUUUUGUAUGAUUGGCGAUUAAUAUAAUGCAUACGGUACGGACAUGUUGUAUAAACUGCAUUUGUUAGAGAACCGGAAGUUGAUACAGUCUAUAUACCUAAGUGUAUUACCAUUUUUAUAAUCUACCAAAUUAUAAAUGUUGUUUCAAAUUGUCAAAACUAAAAAUUGUCAACAAAUUAAGUACCAACUUAAACAGGAAGAAAUUCCUCUUAAUUUGAUAAAGUAAGUACAUAUGUACAUUGGUUAAAUGGAAGAAAUCAUUCAAAGGGUUAAGUUUGCCUUUGUGUUCUUUACUGUAAUUACUGUGUGUUUUGUUAUUCUACAGUAAAGAGUUUACUGCUACUAAUACUACCUUGUGUCACAUUAAUUAUAUUGAUGCAUACACACGUUUUGUUUCGUUUAGUUUUAGGCUGACUUCGGCUUUUAAUUUAAAUGUCAGUGUAAAUAAAGUUAGACUAAGAAACAAUGGUAACACGCUUAGGGAAAAAAACUGAAAAUAAAACGUUUUUGAACGAAAGCUGUCAGUAGUUUCGAUAGAUUUUAAUUUCUUAGUAGCUUUGCAUUGUUUUUAUGCGUGACAGAUACAGGAGACUGUGUAAAUACUUGUUCUGAAAGAACAGAAUAUAUGCCAUGUAGUUGAGUAAAUGACAGAACUCUGUUAAACAUGGACAUUAAAAUAGUACUGAAAUGAUAAAAUAAUUUUCAAUCUUCAGCGUACUAAAAUGAUUUAAUAAACUUGGCUAAAAAGAGGGAUUUGGGCGUGGAUUUUCGAACGGGUCAAUACUAACCAUAAAAAAAAAAAAUGGAAAGUAUAGGUUCCAUUUUGUUUGCAGAGUUCUGUCAUAAAAAAAAUAAACUCUCUUGCCUGUUUGUCACAGUAAAGUUACAUUAUUUUCAUAGCACCAGUGUACGAUAAUGGAGUAAUGAAAGCCUAAACAUUAUGUGCCUUAGAUACAACAAUAUUGUAUGAUAUUUAUGAUGCGUUCUAUACAACGUGCUAAAUAGAAUAAAUGAUAAACAUUAUUUUAAAUGCCUGAGUGAUCGUCAUUGUAAGUGUUCCUUUCAGCAGCUUGUGUAAUCUCUUCUGGGACUGCGUCACCCUUUUACUUAAAGGUUCCAAAAAAGAUCGGUCAACUAUUGGCCCAGGGCUUGGUAUUGUACUUACUAAUCUCCAAGGUGUUUUUCCUUUUUCUAAGGCUGUUACUAUCAGUAAUUAAUGACAGUACCGCUUAAGCAAGAUAUUGUCAUUCAUUAUUGAUGGUCUGCAGUCUCUUUAAUCCCAUAUUUCUUAUUUGAUAAUUACUACCAAAAUUAUAACUAGACACCAGUCUGGAGUUAAUUUCGAAUCCAGUACAUUUGUAACCCUCUUGUAAUGUUAUUCUACUAUUAAGUAACGCUUCGAAGCGUAGUUUUGCUGACAUAUAAAUACUUCUACUAUAUUGUAUAAUUUUAGUAUACCUACAUUAUACCCAUUUAAGUACCUAAUUGUAUAUUUUACUGGAAUAUAUCUUAAUCCAAGCGAAAUUUGAAUUAGCGUCGCUUUUUGUUUAAAAAAGUAGUUAUCGCAUGGCUUAUUAAAAAUAUUUCUAUAUAUUUGGAACCACACCUAUUCUAUAAACAUCGCACAUAAUUUUCUUAUUUAUUUUAAACUGAUCAUUGAAAGUGAAUACAAACAGAUCCGUCUUAUUAUUAGAGUUAUACACAUAAUCAGUAAUAAUGACAGCACUUAAUUCGUAAAAAUACAAACGUGAAAUUAUUGGAAAUACUCAAAUGAUGCCGUCAAUAUUUACUGACAGUGUGUAAUAUUUUUAAGUUUCGUGGAUUUCUGAAAGUAAAUAACACAUACGUAAAUAGUAAUAAUAUUAAGAAUAAUUAACCAAUAGUGACUCGUAGCGACGAUUUAUUUCGUUUUAAUGCAAUUAUGUUUUUUAGCAAAUUUAAUUAAAAACCUAGGUUUAUUCUAAUUGUGUGUAAAUAUGUUAUAAUUGUAUUUAAUUGAUUUAAAAUUUAGUUUUUACUGAGAUUACAGUGUUUGUUACGAUCCAUUUCAACGCUUUCAUAUUCUACAUUUUCUCUCAUUAUUUAUAGUUUUUGUAUACCUAAGAAAAAUCGGUUAAAUAGCAUUUGCUUUCUCGAAAAUAACUAGGAAUCUGGAUAGGUACGUUUCACUAAUGAUAGACUUGUAAAAAUGUUAUAACUUGUAUUUUUAACCUAUACAUAGUAAGAUAUUUAUAGAAUUUUAGUCGUUUAAAUAUUUCGAACGACUUGUUAUAAAAAACAUUGGUGCUUAAAGCUUAAACAAAAUAUGGAGGCACUUCGUGUCAAGUGUGUGUUGUCAUGGGAGGUAAUGAGCAUAUGACGCAUGCGUUGUUACGCUCCACCGUCGCGUUCACUUGUUUCUUAAAAAAAAAAUUUGUACCAAAGUAUACACGUUGGUAGCUGAUUUCUGUUUAGAAAUUUAUUUAAUAUUGUUUUGAAAAAUUUAUAUUAUGUGGCAUAAAAUAAUUUUGCUGAAUUGAAAAAGAAUGCCAAAGCUACUGUAGAAAAAUAUUCCAAAAUCAAACUUCGUACUGGUAAACCAUCUUACUUCUAUGAAAAUUUACCCCACAACAAGGUUAUGGCGUUCUGUCCCGCUUUUCCUACUUGUACUUUAUUAUUACAUUAUGUUUAAUUUCAAAACGACACGAGAAUUUGCGAAUUUAGUUCAACAUCUUUGAAUUAUUAUUACUCCCAGUUUUGACUUAUUUUUGAAAUGUUAUUUAUAAAAAAAGAGCAUAUUUUAUUUUAGCGCCAUCUAUAUGUCUAUGUAAGAAAUGUGUAAGCUCGCUGCAAUGAGAGCGUUGAGUCGCGUCGCGCGGCAUAGUCAAAAUACAAGUAUUGAAUGGAAUUGACUUCUGCAACUUAUCAUUAUUUUACACAUAUUUUCUUUUCAAACGCUAUUUUAUGUAUGAAACUAAACUGUAUGAAAACGAGUGAGCGCGACCCCUGAGCAGUUAUAAUAAUGUAGGUAAACUUUGCUCAAAUAUCGAUGAAACUGAAGUGUUACAGUUGACGCAAUACAAACAAACAAACACA
This is a messenger RNA of Leguminivora glycinivorella, 9929 nucleotides long. RefSeq names its product nuclear factor 1 B-type (gene NfI). Lineage: Eukaryota; Metazoa; Arthropoda; Insecta; Lepidoptera; Tortricidae. The transcript has 14 exons. Gene Ontology annotation, cellular component: nucleus. Gene Ontology annotation, molecular function: RNA polymerase II cis-regulatory region sequence-specific DNA binding; DNA-binding transcription factor activity, RNA polymerase II-specific. Gene Ontology annotation, biological process: regulation of transcription by RNA polymerase II. The coding region runs from base 35 to 1837 and encodes 600 amino acids. The record is from RefSeq and is a predicted model, not a curated record.